AAAUGUUCAUACAUGAACCAUUAAAUUUGUUUGGUGGUGUUUCUUCGUCUUUAUAAUAUUUCUUAUUUGAUCAUUUCAUUUACUAUGUCUAAAGUGAAUGAGAUUUAGAUUUGUUUGAUAAUAAUUUUUUUCUUUCUUUAUAUCCCCAUUUUAAUCAGUUACUCCAAAAUGUUUGAUCUAAAAGUGUUUAAACAAUGAAUGCGCAACAGAAUAAUCAUUAACGAGUCUGCUAUUGUAAAAUGUUUUAUAAAUAAGCUUUAUUCUUCCUUUCCUAACACGCAAAAAUAAAAAAUAAAAAACGAAAAAUAAAGAAACUCCUUAAUUACGAAAACUCAUUAAUUCUUUAAUAAUCUUCAAAAAUCAUGAAUAAAAAAUUUAUCCUAAUACUCGCUCUAAUUGUAGCUUUUAUCGCAUUCGCUUCUGCUACACCUUCUAUUUGGAAAAGAGAUGAUAAUAGUAGAGUUAAAGAGAACUCCAUAGAUAAAAGACGACCGGAAGAAAAAGGAAGGACAAGUGGUCCACACCGUUUGACGAAAAGACAGUCGUGUUCGUCCCAAGGAUUAGUUCCAUGUGCAGUCGGAUGCUGUCACCCCUAUGGAUGCGGUAGUUAUGGUGUAUCUUGCGGUGAUGGUACUUGUUGCCCUUCGGGAACUUCUUGCACCACAAAGUCUUGCGCGUAAAAUUUUCUUGUAGUUAAUAACAAGAUAGUAUCAAUUUAUUUUAAGAAGCUUUUUGUUAUUUUUAUUUGUUUUUUUCUUUUUUUCUGUUAUAAAUAUUUUUUUUAUUGGCUGUUAUAAUACUUUUUCGCGUUAUAGUCAGCUUCUUUAUAUUUAGAUCAAAAAAUAAACGCGUUUAUAUUUUAUAAAUUAUUUUCAAUAAUGAUUUUUGUCAACUUUAAUUGAUUAAAUGUGUCGAAACGUAGUAGCAAAUCAAUAAACCAAUCUU
Messenger RNA from Rhizophagus irregularis DAOM 181602=DAOM 197198, 945 nucleotides. RefSeq lists its product as uncharacterized. The record is from RefSeq and is a predicted model, not a curated record. Lineage: Eukaryota; Fungi; Glomeromycota; Glomeromycetes; Glomerales; Glomeraceae.